This is a messenger RNA of Scophthalmus maximus (turbot), 5709 nucleotides long. RefSeq names its product centrosomal protein of 128 kDa. The transcript is spliced from 26 exons. The record is from RefSeq and is a predicted model, not a curated record. The coding region runs from base 1842 to 5030 and encodes 1062 amino acids. Lineage: Eukaryota; Metazoa; Chordata; Actinopteri; Pleuronectiformes; Scophthalmidae.
GACUUCUGAGGCACUCUUGUGUUGGACUUGAGAAGAGUAUUGUUUUGUUUUUUUCUUCCUUUUUCUCCCCCUCCGACUCCGCCGCCUCCUCCACCCACUGAGCAGCGCUUUUAGUUGUUGAGUGAAAUCCCUGCAUGUUUGUUGACAGACUAAAUUGACUGUUGCAGUGUAUUUCAGUCCUUUCCUUUAUUUAUGCUUUAUAUUAUUUAUUUCAACGAUUUGCAUUUAAUUUUCGGAUCUCGAGCCUAUUAUUAUAGUAAGUAAAAUGUACUCAGCAGUCGACGCCACCAGUGGGGAAUUGCAGCACGCACACACCUUCUAGAAUUCGUAAGUGCAUCCCAUUACAAUCGAAUGCAUUUUUUUAAUUAUUUGUAGCUGGUGCUGAGGUGUUAAUCUCCAAAAACAUUUUUGACAAGUACAUUUUGCAGUAUAUCCUCCUCCUGGCCCUCCAACAACAUCACUAGCAGAUACAGCAGAGCGUAGCUAUAUCAACGUCUCUGUGAUUGGUCGAAAAGUCAGACUCGGCUAUACCUUCCCUUUAACUUUUUUUUUUUUUUUACUAUGACAGAUAGAGAUACUGAAUUCUACCUGACAACCGCAAUGACCUUAAUUCUGAUUGGGUAAGGCUUUUUUGUCCACCAAGGGAGGCAACGCCUUUUUGCGAAGCCUCCUUUGAUGGCUGGUUUGAUCUCACACAGUGACACCCGGCAAUGACCAGAGCGAAAUGGCACUAUAUUUAUUAGGUUAAUACACAUAGCAUCUCAAACUGUGUUUUUACUGUCAUCACAUUGAAUUCCCCCCUUCAAAUUUAUGAGGAGGCGCUGCCUCCCCCGACGAGCCGCGACUUGCUGUUCACUAUAUUUCAUGAACCCAAAAUGGUUGAAUUUAUUUCUAUACGCCCAAUUUUCGUUUCUUCUGUGUACUUUUAUUCUACCUUCAUUAUUCGGGCCAGGUAAAUAUACUUGACAUUAAACUAAACGUUGCACUCAAGUCGAACGAUGUACUGAUUUUCUUUUUUAUUUUUGAGCUGGGACUUUAUUGUUUUAUACGAAACGCUUUUCUUUUUUGAAAUUUUGGACAUUUUCUUUUCUUUUCAUUUUUUCCUUCUUUUCAACUGAAGAGCGGCAGCAGUGGCGCAAACGCACAACUUCGGACAAUGUAGUUCACAACAGACACAUUCCUUCGCCGCUCCGCUGGGAACAGCCUACACUUCCCGGCAUCCUUUGCGCCCCCCCCCCUCGGUCUGUUAUGUUCCUGUGCUCAGACGCGGCCAGUUCAAGUUGCCAUAGCACGGCGGAGGUGAGGCUCGCUGCCUCCGUCGGCGAACCCUCUCCGAGCCGGAAAGAAACACACGCCUUCCGUCGCGUAAAGUAUUAAUAACGCGUGCGAGUGGUUACUCUGCGCGCGUGUUUCUGUUGGACGGUAAUAUUUCAUAGGCAAAUGAGUUGGCUAACGUUGCGUUAGCUAGCUACCGCUCACAGCAGUGGCCACUUGUUGCUAGCCAGGGUGAGCGCCGGUCACAACAAUGACUGAUUGAUUAGAAGAGGCGCAGAGUGCGUCGUGGUCUUCUCUUGCUCGGAUAGGGUUGUGGGGUUUUUUUUUUGCCUCUGCAGGUUGCGAUGUCAGAGCUCCGAUGUCCGUUUUCUGUGAUCAAAACACGUAUUGUGACAGAUCACAACCGCCCCACGUUGUUCGUUAAUCUGAUUAAGUUCCAGUAAACAGUUAGUGGGGGUUUGCGCCGACGAAGCUCGGGCCGACCACUGACCGUCACAUUUGCCCAGUCAGCUGUUAGUUAGUUUUCUCUCUCGCUGCGACCCCCACAAAACCUGUCCCCCAAAACUAUGGACACGUCGAGCGGGUCUGAUUCGUACGACAGGACGCGGGGACACAGGCCUCGGGGGCGUGAAGCCCAGCGCAGACCUGGCCGGGACAGGGGCACAGCCGGCGGGCGUGGAGGUGCUGAUCGAGCACCAGACAUCUCCGUGAAGAUCGACACCCUGGCAAACACUUUGCAGGACACCAGUAGAAACUUGACCAAAGUAGACCGGAUGCUGGGCCAGUACAGGGAUCACACGGAUGAUCAGGCGGAAGCCAUGGCACUGCUCAGGGAAAACCUGGAGGAGUCGAUCAGUCAGCUGCAGACACAGAGGCUGAGCAGAUCUAACGGGGCUCGUAGUGGUUCAGCUUCGGCCUCCACCCUGCACACCAGUGACCUGGAGGCCGGCUCAGGGUCAGAAGGCCCACGUUUCCUCCCUACCUCGCCACUGAAGAACUACACAGGUGCUGCGGCAAGGACGAGGAGGUCUCAGUCUGCGGGGGUUCGAUUCCAGGAUGCCAGCCUGAAAGGAAAGGAUAUUCAUUCUUUGCACCAGUCCCUGAGGGACCUACGUUGUGACCAGCUGCGACUGUCAGACGACCUGGAUAAAGAAAUCUUCCGGAGGAAUAGGUCUGAUAUUGACACCAGGCGGGCGAUGGAGAGCCUCACAGGCCACAUGACAACUUCCCAGAGACAAGACUCAGUGUCGUCUCGCGUGGAGCGGCGUCUGCAGGAGCUGGAGAGAGAGAUGCACGGCGAGGAGAGGGAGAGGAGGCCCGAGCCGCGUGGGGCCAUGUCCGACGAGCUGCUGGAGCCGUUAGCGAGACGCCCAGUUCAAUCCCACGAGAGAGACGAGGCUGUGACAGCCAGGUUAUUGAAAGCAGAGAAGUCCAAGAUGGAGCUGGAUCUGGAGCGAGCUCGACGGCUGUUGGAACAGUCAGAGGACAGCAGAGAGUCACUCGUUCAACAGGUGGAAGACAUGCGUGGUGAGCUUCUGAGGAUGAGGCAGGAAAAGACUGAGCUCCAGAGGGUCCGGCUGGAGACUUCUCACCCCGCUGUUCGACCACAUGUUAACCACACUGACAGGGAGGAGGGAAGAGGUGGAGUGCGAGGGCCAGAUCGUGCAGACCUAGAAAAAGAGGUGGCGGAGCUGCAGGUCCAGCUGUGCAAGGCCUCUGUCCUGGGUGAGGUCGUGGAACUGAAGAGGGCUUUGGAGAGCAAGGAGAAGGAGAGGGUCCAGCUCAGCUCACAGGUGGAGGAAUUGUCAACAGACCUGGCGCGGCGCGAGCAACAGCAGCUGCGAAUGCUGGAGCAGUUGAGGGAGAUGCAGAGCCGAGGGCAGGCAGAGAGGAGGGAGACGGAGGCAAUACUCCAGGAGAGCACAAGGAGCAGAGAUGAAUUGAAGACCAAGGCCCUGGAGGCCGUGCGCCAGUGGAGAGCAAAGUGCAAGAGGAUGCAGAAGCAGCUGGAGGAGGCAAAGGCCCAGGCUCAAUUCCACACUGACAAGGCCUCGCAGGCAGCCAGGGAAAAGGAGAGCUCUCUGGCUCAGCUGAAGGCGCUGAGCCAGCAGACUGAGGCGGCCCGCCGGGAGCUCGCUGAAAUCCUAGGCCGCUUGGCCCAGCGCGAGGAAGAACUCCACCGCAAGGACGUGGAGCUGUCCGAGACCCGCCAGCGGCAGUUGUCUCUGGAGCAGGAAAUGCGGGAGGUGAGGGAGGCUCUGGUGGAGGAGACUCAGCGUCAGGCCGCCGUCCAAACAAAACUAAGGGAAGAGAACCAGAGGCUGGAGGAACGAGCCAGCACCCAAGCUCGUCGUUGUCAAAGAGACCGGGAAACACAGGACGAGCUCCAGGCCGCCCUGAAGCUGAUGACCGCAGCCCGUGGCCAGCUCGCACAGCGGUUAGCUGAGGAGGAGAGCUCCAGGAAGGAGCUCCAGAAGGGCUCUGCAGAACUGCAGGCUAAACUGACAGCAACGCAGCAGGAGCAAGCAGCACUGGGUCAACAGCUGCAGCUAGAGAGAGAGGUGCAUCAGAAGGAAGUGGACAACAUGAAGGCGAUGAUGGAAGACAACAAGAUGAAGAAGGACCGUGAAGUGAAGGACAAACUUAAGCUCUGCAGUCGGGAGCACGAUGAAAUGGCACAUCUCAAGGCAGAUGCAGCGGCAGACAAGGAGCUGUGCGGGGUGCUCCGCAUCAAGUUGGACAGAAUGAAGGAUGAGUGCGAUAAGCUGGCAGCGCAGCUGAGCACAAAGGACGAGGUACAUGCACUCCUCAACAGAAAGCACCAACUCCUCAAACAGGAACUGGAUGACAAAGUCAGGUCAGCUGAACGGAGACGUGCCUCAGAAGUGGAUGAGAAGUUGCUGCGGAUGGAAGUGGAACAAGAAACGAUCCUUACCGCAAUGGGUGAGGAACUAGAUACCGCCUGCCGCAGCCUGGCAAGGAAUGGCGAAGACAAACUACAGGCAGAAUUUACGGUGGCCCAGAUGUUGCAAACAGAAGGCAAAGGCCACAACAUAACCAGCAAAGCAAUCUCACAGAAACCUGGAUUAGGGAAAGACCCCCAUCACUGGCUUGCAGAGACAAAGACAAAGCUCCGCUGGCUGAGAGAGGAGGUGCGGGAGCGUGUCACGAGAGAACAGCGCCUGAGGAAGCAGCAUCAGCAGACCAGGGAUCAGUUGAAGGCCCUUAGGCAGAGCAGGGACUCAGAAAACGCCGAUCUCAUGCAGCGCCUGGACCGACAGGAGAAGCUGCUGCACUCCCUCAGCACUGAAAAGAAAGAGCUGUUGGAGAGGAGUCGCAGGAAUGAGGACGAAAUGCGGAGCCUUCAGGAGCGCGUUUUGGAUGUAGAGACGAGCACGAGAGUCGCCCUGGACCACUUGGAGUCGAUUCCUGAAAAACAAUCUCUGAUGGAGAAUUUCAAAGAUUUGGAGGAGUCACAGCGACAGAAGGAGGUGGUAGAGCAGCGUUACACCAAAUGCAAAGAGAUCUUCUGGGACCUGCAGCACCAGCUGGACGACUCCAAACGUAGAAUCCAAGAGUGCAGAGAAGAGAAGCUGGACGCCACGUCCAGGAGCCUGAAGCUGGCUGCUCUUUCUUCCUCCAUCAAAGGCCCCCGCACGUUCCUCGGCAGCUCGCUGACGUCUCCUCACAGACGCAUGGCCAGCUCGGACUUGGAUCACUCCGCAGUCAACGGCACCAAACCCCUCACGGAUUAGCCCAACCUCAAGUGAACCUUUAUCCGUAUCUCCUCAAACCCAGACGCACGGUGCGCACCGCCGAUCCUACCUGCCUGGUGCUCAUCCAGAACUAAGAACAACUUGACGACACCAGGAGGCCUUGCACUCAACACUAAUCCUCCUCCACUACCUCAACCAGGCAAUCACUGAAGGAGCCCGGGAGCAGAGGGAUAAGACUGAGAUUUCACUCCAGAGUUCUAGAAAUACUUUGAAGGAGGAGAAAUGUUUUCGCACUGUAAAGGAGGAUGUAGUGUCAAGUGUUUUUUUAUGUAUAAGAACCUGAAUAUCAUUGUUGUAUUUAAGGGAUUCCUUCCAAAAUAGUAUGACUCAUACAUUUUAACUCAACAGCUGUUUUAUAUAUUGUUUGCCUUAUGACCAAACUGUACUCUGAUUGUCAUGCCAAUGUGUUUGUGCUCAAAAUGAUUUUGUAAACUGACUCUACACAAACAAAACUGGUGCCUUUUGAACCAUAUGCAUACUCGUCGGGUCUGUUGUAACACGUCUUUUAAUGUAUUGACCAAUAUUCUGUUUGUUUCAUGCAGUAUAUAUUUGUGCAACGAGGCAACAUAAAUGGAUAGUCUAUUUUUUAUGAAAUGCUAAAUAAGUAUAUGCACUGAAUAAAUCCCCAAGCAGCUAAAUGUCUGUUUUUAUAAGCACA